Molecule: messenger RNA, 2460 nt
Organism: Pseudopodoces humilis (Tibetan ground-tit)
Lineage: Eukaryota; Metazoa; Chordata; Aves; Passeriformes; Paridae
Gene: WIPF2
Product: WAS/WASL interacting protein family member 2
Molecular function (GO): actin binding
Source: RefSeq, a predicted model, not a curated record
CAGCACUGAGCAGCCGGAGCCGCCAGGAUGCCGAUCCCUCCUCCCCCGCCGCCGCCCCCCGGCCCCCCGCCGCCCCCCACCCUCAGCCAGGCGAACACGGAACCGCCGAAGCUGAGCCGAGAGGAGCAGCGGGGCCGUGGGGCCCUCCUGCAGGACAUCUGUAAAGGGACCAAGCUCAGGAAAGUGACCCAAAUCAAUGACCGGAGUGCACCCAUCCUGGAAAAGCCCAAGGGCAGCGGUGGCAGCAGCUACAGCUCCGGCUCAGCCGCCAUCCAGCCCAAGGGCGGCCUCUUCCAAGGCGGCGUUCCCAAGCUCAGACCUGUGGGAGCCAAGGACAGCUCAGACAGCUCCACUAAACAAACACUGCAAGUCCCUGGCUCCCGAGCAGCUGCUCCCAGGCCCCCCGUGCCGGCCAGCAACAGCCGCCCUCAGGACGAUGCCGACAGCAGCCGGGGGUCCCCGCCGGAGCUGCCGCGCACUCAGAGGCCCUCCCUGCCUGACCUGUCCCGGCCCGGCAGCACCGGCAGCACCGGCAUGAAGCACAGCUCCUCGGCCCCGCCGCCCCCGCCGCCAGGACGCCGUGCCGCCGCCCCCCCGGCCCCCCCUCCAGCGCACGCCAAGGCCUCGCCCUACAACCGGGAGAAGCCGCUGCCGCCCACCCCGGGACAGCGCCUGCCUGGCAGCAGGGACGGACCCCCUGCCCCACCGCCCAUCAAACCCCCUCCUUCCCCAGUCAGUCUCCGGUCGGGCGCUCAGGGCCAGUCUCUCGCGCCACCACCUCCCCCUUACCGGCAACCCCCCGGUGUCCCCAACGGCCCUUCCAGCCCCAGCAGCGAGUCGGCUCCGGAGCUGCCGCAGAGACACAACUCCUUGCACAGGAAGGCACCGGGCCCACUGCGGGGUCUGGCACCGCCACCACCCACUGCUGUCUCCCCGUCCCUGCAGAGCAGCCGCCCCCCACCGCCGGCCAGAGACCCCCCAAGCCGUGGAGCAGCUCCGCCGCCCCCCCCGCCGAUGCUGCGGAACGGAGGGCGCGACGCCCCCCCGCCCCCACCCCCCUACAGACUGCACGGCCCUGCCGAGCCCCCCAGCCGGGGGAAGCCCCCACCACCACCCACCCGGACCCCGGCCGGGCCUCCGCCACCACCGCCGCCCGUGCGGAACGGGCACCGGGACUCCAUCUCCACCGUCAGAGCAUUCCUGGAUGACUUUGAAUCCAAAUACUCCUUUCAUCCCGUUGAAGACUUCCCAGCCCCAGAGGAAUAUAAAUACUUCCAGAGAAUCUACCCCAGCAAAACAAACAGAGCUACGCGUGGAGCUCCCCCUCUGCCCCCCAUCCCCAGGUGAAACCGGGCUGUGCAGGUGGAUUGUUCCAGAGCAGAGACAUGGACCACCUUCCCCUUCCUCAGCCGGACCCCUCCCAGCUCCCAGCCCCACGGAUCCUGCAUGACACGCUCCCAGCCUCUCCGGUUUUCCCAGGACAAGCGGAUCCCCCCAGUCCAGCGUGCUCCGCCAGCCCCACCUCAUCUAUGCAUCCCCCAGGACUCAGUGACCUCGUGGCAAGCCUGGAUGGGUCCAUCCCUCAUUCCUCCUCAUGGAUCCUGGGUCGGGAUCUGCCUGGGAGCCGGGCACGGGACUUGAGGCUGAACCAUGUGCCGGCUGUUGGGACCAGGGGGGCUCAUGGAGAGAGGCUGGGGUCAGGCAGGGAAUGGACAUGCUGUGAGACCCCCAGAGCGAGGAGAAGCAGGGACAGGCCAGCAGCACCUCAUUAUCCUGGGAAAGCCUCGUUAUCCUGGUGGAACCUUGUUGUCCUGGCACAACCCAUUGCUUUUUUGCACAGGAGCCAGUGGAGAUGCGGGGGGAACAUGAUUGGGACCAUGCAGGGACACCCCAAACCCCUUCCUCUGACCCCACAGGGGCGGCACCCCCAUGUGCCCCCCUCAAAACCACUGCUCCCCUGGCACUCCCCCCUGGGGUUCUCCUGGCUCUCACUGCUGACUCCCCCAAACUUGAGCAUUUUAACAAGAAAACACUAAUCACAUGGGGGGGCUGUUUGUGCUGGGUCUGGCGCAUCAGGGGGUACGUGGGGGGGCCCUGGGGGCCGGUGAUGUUUUGCCUUACACUCCCUGUCCAACGGGUGGUCCUGGCAGGACUGUCCGUGUUCCCGUGGCGGGGGUCACACUAACGUAGUUACUGAUCUCUUUGUACCAUAGCAGGAAGGGCACGGGGUGCAGGGGGGCCACCCCUGCAGAUGGCUUUGGGGCUCAUUCAGGGGAUUUUUUUCUAGGAUGGAUCUUCCCCUGUUGAGGCUGGAGCGAGGUGGGUGAGGGGUGAGUGGGGGGUUUCUCUGGAGAAUGAGCCCCCCCAGCGCUGCCCUCUGGGUUAAAUAUAGGUUCAACACGGUUCUGCCCCUCCGAGAGUGAGGGGCCCUUUUAAAAGGGAACAGAGGAAUUUGGACGA